This is a messenger RNA of Truncatella angustata, 1826 nucleotides long. RefSeq names its product putative Fe-containing alcohol dehydrogenase. Gene Ontology annotation, molecular function: alcohol dehydrogenase (NAD+) activity; metal ion binding. Lineage: Eukaryota; Fungi; Ascomycota; Sordariomycetes; Amphisphaeriales; Sporocadaceae. The transcript has a single exon. The record is from RefSeq and is a predicted model, not a curated record. The coding region runs from base 355 to 1578 and encodes 407 amino acids. Gene Ontology annotation, cellular component: mitochondrion.
UAUUUACUGUAGUUCCAAUGCAUGCCUACGAUGGGCGCAGUAGUCAUAUGAACAAGCCCUGCAAGUCGGCGGUUCCGCUUUGUAAUCUCGAAGAGUAAGUGGGCUCAUGCAACGCUACAUGCAGCUCAUACUAUACUCUAUUGGUAUACUGAGGAGCAGUCAGAUACAGGCAAGGAACUGCGGUACCGUUCAUUCGCAUUCAUGUAUACGUCCACAUUUGCCGACAAUUAUCUAUUGCACUUCUAAGCUACAGUGCGUGCCAUGACUGUACGGCUAAACUCUUGGGUAAUCGAUACUUGGUCACGACAUUCAGUCUAAACCCCAUCAUCGCCUAUCCACAUCUGUUUACGAAAGAUGCCCGAAGAGAUCCUGCGACCUGCCUUUGCAGGGCGUGAGAAGCCCUUAGUCAGCCACGGCAUCCCAUUUUCCCAGGCCCUGCCGCAACAUGUCCAAAACAUUUUCCAUGCCUCACGCAUUCUCCUCAUUGUGUCCAAGAGUCUCGCAUCCAACACGUGCUACCUCCAGGAUGUGAAAUCCGCACUAGGGUCCAGACUUGCUGGCAUCCGCGUGGGCAUGAAACCCCAUACGCACUGGUCGGAGAUUCUAGAAAUCGUCUCCGACGCCAGGCACCACCGAGCUGAUCUCCUGGUCACACUGGGAGCAGGUAGCCUGACAGACGCUGCGAAACUGAUCAGUCUGGCAUUGGCCAACGACGUUUCCACGUUCGAGGAGCUCGAGAGUCUGCACCCCCAGACCUCACAGCACCGAGGAAACGUCAUGCCUGCACAGAUCCCGCUGGUCUGCAUUCCUACCUCGCUUUCGGGAGGCGAGUACUCUGCCACGGCCGGGGCCACAAACGAUACGACAGGCAGGAAAUGGUCCUUCUCCGCCCAAGCGGGAAUUCGCUGUCCUGCCCUUGUGAUCCUCGAUCCGCAGCUCAGCACGAGCACGCCCGAGCAUAUUUGGCUCUCCACGGGGGUCAAGGCCGUGGACCACUGCAUCGAGACCCUGUGCUCCCUUCAGAGCGACGGCCAUGCAGACGAAGAUGCCUGGAAUGGGCUCAAGAAGUUGAUACCUGGCCUCCUUGGGUGUAAGAACGACAAGGGUGACUUGAAGAAGAGACUCGAUUGUCAACUGGGAGUGAUCGACGCAAUGAGCGCGUGCUCGCGAGGCGUUCCGCUAGGUGCCAGCCAUGGUAUUGGACACCAACUGGGCCCGGUUGGCGUCGGGCAUGGUGAGACGAGCUGUCUGUUGUUGCCGGCAGUUUGUAAGUACAAUUACGCGAACGAUGCCAACAGACAGAGGCAGGAUGCUAUCGUACGAGCAUUAUGGGAGCUGCCAGAUGCGCCCGGUAUUUUUGUUACAAAAGGGUUGAAAAAGCAGCAAGCCGACCUGGGUGGCUUGGUAGCCGCCGUCGUCCAGGCUUUAGGGCUGCCGCGAUCCUUACGUGAGUUCGGCGUCAAUGGGGACAAGUUUGACGCUAUUGCUGAAAACAGCCUUCACGACAGAUGGGUGAAGUCCAACCCAGCUCCAAUAGAUAAGAACGGCGUCUUGGAGAUACUGAGGAUGAUAGCGUGAACACAUUGGGUCACAAUGAGAUACCCUCAUGUGAUCAGCAUUACUGCAUAAAAAAUAAGAACCCCCGAUGCUAUAUGUGAUAAUCGCAACCCAAACUCCAUGUCGCAAAAUGCAGUUUACCAGGAACAGCUAUUUCAUGGGUAGCGUCUCUAAAUCACUUCCUAAGGCUGUCAAGUCUAGCCUGGAGAUCAUCAUCGCCGGGAUCAGCAGCACCACCGCCGCCUCCGCCGCCGCCGCCGCCACCACCA